UUGAAAAGAAUAUGACCAAUUUGGAACGGUGGCUUAUUUAUUUAAUGCUGUUCAUUGUGCCAUAUUUCGGCGCGUUGUUUGCGGCCAUUAAAACGUUACGUGUAGAAAAGUGGUUAUUACCAUUACAACUUUUACCGUACAUAUUGAUUAUUAUGUUUGGUUUAUAUGCGGCCGGUACUGUUCUUUAUCGUACAUUUACCUUAAACGAUUGCCCGGAAGCGGCCAAGGAAUUGCAAGAACAAAUACGUGAAGCUCGCAAAGACUUGAUUGCUAAAGGUUUUAAAUUUUGAUGAUUUGUAUUAAAGGAAUGACUACUUUUCUGUAUAAAUAGAAAAAGUAAACAAAUGAGGAUUCUAUCAAUAAAACGCAAUCUAAUAUGCUCUUCCAUAACGUUGCGUCUAUUGAUUUCAAUUAAAAUUAACACUCAAUCGCAAGUUUUGUAUUCAUAUUUGUUUUUAUUACGCGAUGUAAAAGAAAAUAUCUUAAUAUGUGCUUUAUUUUUAUCCGAUAUGUGAAGUGGAGUUAGUAUAAUGUAAUACGUACGAUUGCUUUAUUCGCUUAGGUAUGACGAAUGCAUUUUGCAUCAAAAAAACUGGGUAGGUAUGUUCGCUCUCAUAUAUGCAACGCUCAAAACAGGUCUGAGAAAACUAAACAAUAAACGAACUAAACGAAAGCG
This is a messenger RNA of Glossina fuscipes, 676 nucleotides long. RefSeq names its product dolichol-phosphate mannosyltransferase subunit 3 (gene Dpm3). Gene Ontology annotation, cellular component: endoplasmic reticulum membrane; dolichol-phosphate-mannose synthase complex. Bases 12 to 290 code for a protein of 92 amino acids. NCBI's taxonomy places the organism in Eukaryota, Metazoa, Arthropoda, Insecta, Diptera, Glossinidae. The transcript has 2 exons. The record is from RefSeq and is a predicted model, not a curated record. Gene Ontology annotation, biological process: GPI anchor biosynthetic process.